UUCUUUUCGCAAACAACACAUCCACACCACCAGCCACCCAGCUGGCCAGCCAGCCAGCCAGCCAGCCAGCCAGGCAGCCGGGAAAGGAAAGGAGAAAGGAAGUCAGGCGGCGGCCGCGAUGGCUUCAGGGGUCACUUGUUCCUUCUCCUUCCCCAUCUCACGCAUCUGACGCUGCGUGAAUCACACGCACAUCCACACACACACGCGCACACACACAGCCAUUCCACACGCACAUACGCAGCCAUUCCAGACACGCGCAUGCAUUCCACCUGCACGUAUGGCCACUUACCCUGAUUCGGUAUAUUUCGGGCUGGAUGAGCUUCUUGGUCAUCCAGCUGCCGUUGCAGCCUAUCUUGGCAGCAGAUAUCUGUUAAGCGAUUGAUUGAGAAGACGAGGAGGGACAAGCGAGAGAGGCGGGCGUGCCACGAAGGGAUGAGAGCAGCGUGGUAGGUAGGGAAUGGAAUCAACACCUACCUACCUUGGGCAGGCGCCUUGCGUGCUGCAGCGCUUCGGCAGCACCCAUGACACUCUGCACACAAUGAAUGCGUCGCAAUGAGUGCAGCCACAUUUCUGUGUGGGUGCGGUGCUCAUGCUGACUCUGUGGAAGUUGCGCAACACGCGAAUCAGCACGGGGCUGACCACAUAGACACACACGAGACGACCACCAAUGUGGGGGAUGGGAUGUGCCCUUCCUGUCUGCCUGUCUCACUUGUCCUGGAAGUGUGGGUGCAUGCGCUUAAGGGGCAGCUCAGUCAGGUACAGACGGACUAAGACAACCAAUCAAUCAACGGACACACACACAAAGCAUCCAUCCAUCCAUCAAAGGUGAGAAUAUAGCUCUUGUCACAACGCGACCCGACCGACAGUCGGUCGGCUCUAUUCAACAAAGCACUACCUGACGUGACCUGACCUUCGAUGAAGUCUUUGACGACCCACUUGGCGGCGUUGACCAGCACAGGGGGAAUGCGGAUGUCGUAAAACAAACACGCCUCUGCCAUCUGCGCACACGCAGACAGACAGGCAGAUAAACCAAGACGCACCAGACUCGUAUGUAUCAUGGUCAAUGUGUAUGCCCAUGUGCGAUGUGCUUCUUGUUCGUCCGUUUACCUCGACGCAGUCCUGCCAAGGGGGGGGGGGAGACACAAAGAGAUACAAAGCUACACAGAUGAUGGGGGACGGGGUCGUAGACAUGGUAUACCGGCGGCAGGGGCUUUGACGCCGUCUCUGGCAGGACCUUGUUGGUCACCACCUGAUAGGCAGACACAGACGGGGCACAUGCAGGACGCCAUUAGAAUGGGAUUCACGGAUUCACGGGUGCAUUGGUUGGCUGGUCGCCUCGCCCCCUGCCCACCCACCUCUAAGGCUGCGACUAUUUCUGACUCCUGGGUCUGCUUGGAUGUCAUGUCCUGCACAGAUGGCAGAUAAGGGAGCCUCGGAUGCACCAACCUGAUGGUGCCCUCGGAGGUCAACUAACCCCUCUGUCUUCCGCCUUGGUCAGUGCUGUCUCGAUCGACUGUGCACACACACACACACACGGGCACGCGCACGAAUCCCUGUGUGUCUCGUGUCUCAACCAAUGUGGGCUGACUGCCGGCCGGACGAUAUGUACCAACCAUGAUUUUGUCGAUGGGCUCAAAGACCUGGUUGUGUAUGGUGAGCAGCUCCUUCGAGUAGGCGCUCUCAAAUCCCACAAACAGCUGAUCAAACUCCUCCAACACCUCUCGCAAGCGACCGCGGAAAUUCUUCAGACCGUCGCCAAAGUCGCUCUGGCCCCACAACCACACGAAUCACAGCUCGAAUGAGAGACAAAGGUGCUCUUGCCGGCCCCUCCCCACGCACCUUGACGCUGGGUUCGAUGAGGGAAGUGAUUCUGAGUGCGACGUCGUCGAAGGCCUUAAGGAACUUGAUGCCGUGUGAGUUGAGCUCGUUGCUGAAAUUGAACGACUGUCCGUUGAAGUCCACCGUCGGCGACGUCGCCAAGGCCUGUGCAGCCACCACCACUGACACGCUGUACCCAAGGGGCUCGUACCUGCGUGUGUUGUGUGGGGGGUCAGUGGCCAUUUAUGUAUGUCUGGCUGGUGCGCAGGGGCUAUAUUCUUACUUACUGGGGGAUGGGGAAGAGGUAUUUGUGGUGGUUUUGGAAGCGGUAGCUCUUGUUCUCUGGCGAGAUGCUCACGUACUCGCCGAGCAUGCCCAGUAGGUUCAGAAAGCGGGCCAGCAGACGCACUCCGUCGCCCUCGAGCGCAGUGCUCACCAGAGGGACCUUUCCCUGCAAAUCAGCCAGUCUGACAGAUGACACAAACAAGGCAGACGGAGGCAUUUGUGGGGACGUCAGCUGUGCUCCUGCCUCUCACUCUUUGAUGUAUGCGAAGUCGGGUGUUCCCUUGAAUUUAACGACAUCGGGUGUCCCCGUGAUUUUUCCACCCUUCUUGCCUCCCUUCUUCUUCGGAGCCAUGCUGCAAUAAUGCCUCCACUAAGGAGCGUUGACUUCGUUCGCAAACCACCUCAAGACAACUUGAAC
Messenger RNA from Vitrella brassicaformis, 2521 nucleotides. Lineage: Eukaryota; Vitrellaceae. The record is from the annotation of a GenBank genome assembly.